Molecule: messenger RNA, 2169 nt
Organism: Ectocarpus sp. CCAP 1310/34
Lineage: Eukaryota; Phaeophyceae; Ectocarpales; Ectocarpaceae
Source: the annotation of a GenBank genome assembly
AUGGCGGAAUCAUCGAGCUCCGGGCUCCACCGCAUGCUGGACUCCAUCGGGAAAUGCACAGGACAUUCGGGUUUUCGCGAGUGGAAGAUCAAGUUUCGACAAGCAAGCAUCCUCCACGCGCCGGAGCUUCUCCCCGUCCUCAACGGAAACGCGCGUCCUUCAGCGACCGCGGCGAACGCGGAGGAUGUGGCUGCGUGGGACAAGGCCAACGGUCGCCUGUUCUCCCUCCUCUUCUUCGUGACCUCCGGGUCUGCGCAGCUCACUGUCCGCACCAACGAAGGGGCGGCGGAUAGUGACAUGGGGGAUGGGACGGCUGCCUGGAGAGCUCUCAACAAGCGUUUUGAUGCUCAAACCCAGGAAGCUCGGCAUGCGUGUCACAACGAGCUGUUCAACCUGCGACACCUUGCGGGCGGUGAUCCCAUCGACUUCUUCACAAAGGGGUGGGACCUCAAGCUUCGCCUUAAGGUGCUGGGGGAGGAAGUGUCGGACCCAGUCUACCUAGACAUCCUGCUCUCAGGCCUGGCCAAAGCCCCGGAGUUCAAGUUCAUCAGGGAGAUGCACUACCGUGACACUAUUUCUUCAGUAGACAGUCUCCAGGCGACGGCUAACCGCUUCUUUGUGGAUCAGCAGUCGCGCAACGCGUCGGGCCCCGUGGUCUCGGGCCGAGGGGCUGCGAUGGCGGUCGCGUCCGACACCGACCAGUGCCGCCGAUGCAAGGCGUACGGACACUUUCAGCGCGAUUGUCCGCAACAGGCUCCGUCAGAGCCGACUUCGCUCGGGUUCUCCUUCAACGCCCUCGGAACUGCCUUGGCGGAGGCAACCUCGUCGUCUGCCUCUUCCCAGCCACCUCCGGCGGUGUCUGCCGCCACACAGGCGGCACCGGUAUCUGCCUCAUCAACGUCGAGUGCGCAGGACCACCGACUGCCUUCAGGGUUCUUCGGUGCGUUCAUGGCGACUCAUGCAGAGUUCUCGCUUGCUCCUUUUCGCUCCGACGGAUCGUGCAUCCGGAUGGUUGUGGACAGUGGAGCGACAGACAACUACCUCGACCCUGNUGUCUGCCGCCACACAGGCGGCACCGGGUUCUUCGGUGCGUUCAUGGCGACUCAUGCAGAGUUCUCGCUUGCUCCUUUUCGCUCCGACGGAUCGUGCAUCCGGAUGGUUGUGGACAGUGGAGCGACAGACAACUACCUCGACCCUGGGCUUACACCAGGAUUGCGGGCUCACAUGCGCGACGUAGAACACCUUCGGGUCCCACACACGAUCGUCGCCGCGGGCCAGCAUGUCCUCAAAGGUGUUGCGACGGCGACUAUCUUCGGGGCCGUCACGGACGACAAUGGGAACAACCGGCACGUCUCCUUUCGCGUCAUCUUGGUACCAGGGCUGGGCACCAACCUCUUCUCCGUGACAUUGGCGACGCUAAAAGGGGUGGCGACGUUGUUUCAUCCGGACAACCCCAGGUUGGAGUCAGGGGACGUGGUUUUCCCAAUGCAGACCCUCGGGGUGGACGCCACGACCGGAAAACGCAUCCACUCCAUCGAGGUAAAGCUAGGGGGUGAACCUGGGGGCCCGACGGUCCUCGGAGACGCGCCUGAUGCCCUCGCCUUGAAGGUGGAGUCCGCUGAUCUCUGGCACCGGCGCAUGGGGCACAUCAACGGCAAGAGCUUGGACGUUCUAAGGAAAGAACCGGUCAACGGUGUCGACUACACCGGAGACGUGAAGGACUCGUUGGGCGGAUUCAAGUACGCCACCAACUUCGUGGACCAGCAGACCAAGUGGGCGGAGAUAAUUCUCAUGAAGAACAAGACCUCUUUUGUAGACUCCCUCGCGUUGUUCAACAAAGGGGCCGUGGUUUCUACCGGAGAACGCAUUCAUUGCCUCCGUGGGGAUCAGGGCACAGAAUUCACGAGUGCGGAAUUCCACCAGUACUGUCAAGACAUCGGCAUCAAGCUGGAGUUCGCCUCUCCGAACACCCCUCAGCAGAUCGGAGCCAACGAGCGUGCGGGUCGGACGAAUUUGAAUGUCGUGCGCUGUCUGCUCGCUGACUCAACUCUACCGAACUUCCUUUGGGGGGAGCUGAUCCAGACGGCAGUCUACCUGAGCAACCGGGUUCCUCAUGCAGCCCUGCAAAACGGGACGCCGUGCAAGGCGCUCUACGACAAGGGUGCCUAA